CAACCACCACUGGCCGAGUCGGAGAUAUCGCGCAAAGCCGUAAAGCGUCGUCGCUUGCGGUCCCUUCAAAGGAAAGGCUCCUCGCGGUCAGCGAGAAAAGAGAAAUGUCGGGAUCAUAACAGCCGUGGGAGAUUUUUCUUUUCUUCUUGGUGCUUGUCGCGUUCGCGAUAACGUUUGUGCUAUCCCCGAGUUUACUUGUGAUCGAAUUCUCUCGACGAUACCAUUCCUUCGAAUCCCUUCUCGUCUCUUUUUCCUCUUUCUCUAGAAAAGUGUCCUCUCUCUCUCUCUCUCUCUCUCUAAACUCGUAUCUCCCCCCCCUCUCUCUCUGUCUAUCUCUCUCUCGCUCUCUGUGUCUCUAUCCAUCUCCGUAUGGUUGUCUCUCUCUUUCUCUCUCCGUCUCUCGUCUCAGCAUCCCUCGUGUGUCAUUCAAGACGUCAAUGACGAGUCCUUCGAAACACCGGAGAAAGUACGAAGGAGCAUGCGAGAAGAUGGCCAAAGGAGUCUAACGAGCGAUAAGUCAAGCACGGCCGAACGCCGAGCUUGCGCAGUCGCUGAGUCGCUCGAUUGUCCAAACCUCGAUGUUGCGGGAAAGCUCUCGAUAUGGACGAAUUAUUCUUUCUUUCCUUGGAAUUUGAACACCUCCUCCAACGUUCGAGAACGUAAAGUGGAGGACAAGGUAUCUUCACCGCGACGAAGGUUAUCUUUGGUUAUGCUUUAGAUAUCGAUCGACGGUUGGAAGAGGUGAAACGAGCUCCGUCCGAAAGCAUGCUCGUUCGUCGGAGCUUGCGAGCUUUUCGACGAUCGAUACGGAACGUACUACGAUGCAAGGUCAAAAAUCGUGGAGAAGGCGAGCUGGCGACGUUCUCGGAGAAGGAAAAUAAGAGGAGCGACGUAGAACCGAUGGAGGAGGGAUCCUAAGGAAACGGACAAAAAGCAAGAUGGUGGUGGUAGUGGUGGUGGUGGCGGUGUUGGUCGAGAAAUUUGGCAUCGGGAAAAGGCGUGGCGGCGUAUCAUCUAGGUCACGUUCCUGAGCACUGAUAUAUCGCGCAUUCCUCCUACGAUUCUCCUAUUGCCGAUCGAUUUUCCAUACCGCGAUCGUAAUCUCGUCGACGAAAAGGAAGAGAGGAAGAGAGGGGGUGGCACGAGGAGGGGGAGAGCGGUUCCUUUCGAUCCGUCGACGCAUCGAUAGUCUCUUCUACUUUCUCUGGAGGAAACCGUGGCGUGGGGGCGCUUAAACUAUUUCUUUGAAAGGAUCGAUCUUUCUCUCUCUUGCUAUAUAUACGUAUAUACGUAGGUGUGUGUGUACAUAUACGUACGUACAUACAUACGUGUAUAUAUAUAUAUAUAUGUGUGUGUGUAUCUCGGAGGAUGACCUUCGAGUCACAUGCGCCAUCGAAUAAAAAAUCUCAAAGUACCUUCGCUCUUCCUUCGGUCACGUCUACUUUCGACGAUUUCGACUCUCUUACGAAAAAGAGAAACGAGAGUUAUGCGAGUGAGUGAAUUCCCGCGAAAGACGAAGAGGAAACGAUGGGGGCCUCGUUCAUCGACGAUAAGGGAUACCGAUCGAUACGGCGCAUCGUUGAAACUCGUCUCGACUAGAAGCACGCGACCUUUCUCGCGCUUCGAUCCUCUCGAUCUCGUCGUUAACAUCGAUUAUCGGAGAUACCGAAACGAAAGCUCUUCCAGUGAAUAUACUUUCCUACGAGGUCCCUUUCCCGUUCCUCGUUAACUUUUCUACAUUCGAUAUUUUCUAUCGAAAGGGAAGAGAUAUGAAAGAUCCACGAUGUCAUCCAUCUGCGAUUAUUAUUAUUUAUUCUAUUUAUUCUUUUUUUGGCUUAUCAGUAUCUCUAUACAUCACCGUGUUAAAGAGAAAAACAGAAAGAAAUAUCACCGUAGGAUUAAAAAACGUUGUUAAACGAGCGAUAGCGAUCGAAUUUUUCUAUUUUUAAGAUCGAUCGUUUGAGAAAUCGAAAGAGAACUAUUCGCGGAGUAAAGAAAAAGCGUUUUAGUCUGUACAUACCGUCGAGAUUAACAGGGGCGAUUUGUUGAUUCCCUCAAAGUCGAGCGCUGCCAUUGACAAAGAAAUUCAUUUUCAACGCGCAUGUCCAAUGCCUUGACUACCAAGACGCUCUUCGUCGUUACAAAGCAUUAUAGAAGAGAGGCACGUAUGUUAAACUUUUUGCCAGCAUAUUCGCGAUAAAGCUGUCGCGAUAGAAAGAGAGACAGAGACAAAGGGAAAGCUAAAGAAAGAGGAGAAAGACGGAAAGGUUUCGUUCGCUACGAAUCGUUGAACUUGAUCGAAGAAUUUCAAAGGAAGAGAAAGAAGAGGACAGACAGAGAGAGAGAGAGAGAGAGAGAGAGAGAGAGAGAGAGAGAGAGAGAGAGAGAAACAGACAGAAGUAGACAAUGGACGAAGAAAAAUUGGUAGACAGCGAGUACGCUUCACUUAUACUCUAUUAUCAAUUAAAAUCGGCUGUGCUAUCGUUUAACCAGAGCUUAUCUUGCAUUUACCUAGUGUUCAUAUUUAAACGCCAUUCUCUGUCCGCCUUCAAAUCGGCAGAGGUUGGAGAAGUUAAAGAAGAAGAAGAAAAAGAAGAAGAAAAAGAAGAAGUGGAAGACGAAAAAGAAAUAUAAUUCGAUAUUUUUGCUACGUUCUUUCCCAAGGCCACGUCCAUCGAAUAUUACAAAGGAUCGAUCAGUUUUUCGAUCGAAAGAGAAAAAUAAAGAAAUAUCGAUAUAUCAGUGUAAUCCGGAAGACUGAUGUUCCCAUUUUUAACUUUGGCUAUUCUACUCUUCGUUCUUCGCUUAUUUGCAACGAAUUCCGCCCACAUCCUCUUCGAGUGUACGUCGAAGCCACGAAGAAGACGACACUAGGAGGAUCGAGUUACGUAAAGAAAGAGAAAGAGAAAGAGAAAGAGGAAGAGUGAGAGAGAGAAAGAGAGAAAGAGAGAUAAACGAUCGGUCGAGCGGAGCAGCGAUCGAUUUUCGCGUCUUCGUCGAGAGAAACAAAGAGAGAGAGAGAGAGAGAAAAAAAGAAAGAAAAUAAACGCCUUACGUCCUUGCGGUUCGUCCAUUUUCAAAUUCAGUGUAACAGUAGCUCCCACGGAAUAUAAAAUAUCGUACAUCGAACAUCGUCGACGAUGUUCCUUGAAAGCAAAGCGAGAGUCUUGCAAAUCGGUUGAUUCGAAAAGAGAGAGAGAGAGAGAGAGGGAGAGAGAGAGAGAGAGAGAGAGAGAGAGAGAGAGAGAGAGAGAGAGAGAGAGAGAGAGUGCACAACGAUAAGAGAUCGAAAGAAGAGCAGGACCUCGGAGAACGAUAGUUAUCAUCGAAUCAUGACAAAAUACGGCUUGGUCAGACUCGCCCUGUGGCGACCAAGGCGUUCCGUAACUUCGCAACCACCGAACAACCAGGAAAACAACCCUCUCAUGGAGGGCGAAGGUGGUGGCGGCGGUGGAGGUGGAGUCGGUGGCCGUUCCGUGAGUAGCACUACCGGUGGUGGUGGAGGCGGUGGUGGUGGUGGCGGAGGUGGAGGAGGAGGAGGGGGAGGUGGCGGAGGAGGUGGCGGCGGUGGCAGUGUCGGCGGCCGACGUGCACCGAGUCUACGAUUGGUAAAUGGAAGAGCUACCACCGGGAUCAGUUUACACACCAGUAGCACAGAAUCCGUACGUUCGCCUCAUCACCACCUCGGUCAGCAGCAGACCGCCAAUAACAACAACAACAAUAACAACAACAACAACAAUAACAACAACAACAACAAUAACAACAACAACAACAACAACAACAACCACAAUAACAACAACAACUGCCACGCCGGUAACAACCCCGCCGCGAACAAUCAUCCGAGACUCAACAAAGAUGACAGCAUCAAGAUUAGCAUCGAGAACACCAACACCUGUACAGACAGUCUCGUCACCGCUUUAGACGACGAGGCGCUGCUCAUCACUGACUUCUUGGGCGAUACAGGCAACGAGAUGAAUUACAAAGGCAGCGGAAAAGUCCACUUCGGAGUGGACGACGUGUCCCUCUAUGGGACGCCGAAAGAGGAACCGGGCCCGGGCCUCCCGGGCCAGGAGGUUAAACAGAGCUUCCUUAAGAAUCAACUUCAAGCCCUCUUUCAGCCGACGGAUAACAAGCUUGCGAUGAAACUCUUCGGCAGCAAGAAGGCACUUAUGAAGGAAAGGAUCAGGCAAAAGGCGGCGGGUCACUGGGUCAUCCAUCCUUGCUCCAGUUUCCGAUUUUACUGGGACCUCUGCAUGCUCCUCCUUCUGGUUGCUAAUUUGAUAAUUCUGCCAGUUGCCAUUAGUUUUUUCAAUGACGACCUAAGCACUAGGUGGAUAGCCUUCAACUGCCUUUCCGACACUAUAUUCCUCAUAGACAUCGUCGUAAACUUUAGGACCGGUAUAAUGCAGCAAGAUAACGCCGAACAAGUGAUAUUGGAUCCCAAGUUAAUCGCAAAACACUACCUCAGGACUUGGUUCUUUCUCGACCUCAUCUCAUCCAUACCGCUAGACUAUAUUUUCCUCAUAUUUAAUCAAUUUCAGGACUUCAGUGAGUCCUUCCAGAUCCUGCAUGCUGGACGUGCUCUCAGGAUCCUCAGGCUUGCAAAACUGUUAUCACUCGUUAGGUUACUACGCUUGUCAAGACUGGUGCGGUAUGUCUCACAAUGGGAAGAGGUCUAUAUCCCCCUUUAUCAACAGCCGGAGAGGCACUACGAGCGUCGGGCGACACCGCCCCAACCAGACCGAACCAGCAAGAUAUUGCAGAACCUACAAAAAAAACGCACUGAGCGGAGGGGGCGCCUAAGUUCUGACAAUAUGAGUAAAAAGAAGUCCGGUUUCAGCAAAAGCGACCUUAUUUUUAAGUUCCUGAAUAUGGCGUCGGUGUUUAUGCGGAUUUUUAACCUGAUCUGCAUGAUGCUACUGAUCGGCCACUGGAGUGGCUGUUUGCAAUUUCUGGUACCCAUGCUUCAAGGAUUUCCCAGUAAUUCGUGGGUCGCCAUUAACGAAUUGCAAGACUCGUUUUGGCUCGAGCAAUAUUCCUGGGCCCUCUUCAAAGCGAUGUCGCAUAUGUUGUGCAUAGGUUACGGCAGAUUCCCACCGCAAUCGUUAACGGACAUGUGGCUUACGAUGCUCAGUAUGAUCAGCGGCGCUACUUGUUACGCGCUAUUCCUGGGACACGCGACGAAUCUCAUUCAGUCUCUCGAUUCCUCGAGAAGACAAUACCGUGAAAAGGUGAAACAAGUGGAAGAAUACAUGGCCUAUCGCAAACUACCGCGGGAAAUGAGGCAGAGAAUUACCGAAUACUUCGAACAUCGAUACCAAGGGAAAUUUUUCGACGAGGAAUUAAUACUUGGCGAACUGUCGGAGAAGCUGAGAGAAGAUGUAAUAAACUACAACUGCAGAUCGCUCGUCGCCUCCGUGCCAUUUUUUGCAAACGCCGAUUCAAACUUUGUCUCGGAUGUGGUCACCAAAUUGAGAUACGAGGUCUUCCAACCAGGUGACAUCAUUAUAAAGGAAGGUACCAUCGGCUCGAAAAUGUACUUCAUACAGGAAGGCAUAGUCGAUAUAGUUAUGGCGAACGGCGAAGUGGCGACUUCCUUGUCAGACGGAUCUUACUUUGGCGAAAUUUGUUUGCUGACGAACGCAAGGAGAGUGGCCUCGGUCAGAGCGGAGACCUAUUGCAAUCUCUUCAGCCUCUCGGUGGAUCAUUUCAACGCCGUAUUGGAUCAGUAUCCACUUAUGCGUAGAACCAUGGAGAGCGUUGCCGCCGAGAGGUAUAAACUUUGGUUAAACAAAAUCGGUAAGAAUCCUAACUUGGUCGCGCACCGGGAGGAGGAUCUUGGCAGCGAAUCAAAAACGAUAAACGCAGUGGUGAACGCGCUCGCGGAACAGGCGGCGCAUGCCAGUGCCAGCGAAGAAUCGGUGCAUAGCAUGGAACUUCGAACGAUGCCAACGGGUCUCCUACCGAGGCCAAAGUCCGAGAACAAUUUUGCGAGUCAAGAGCUUACGAGAGAGGGACGUAGGAUCUUCCACAAGAGCGAUACUUUCCACAAGGAUUCGUAUCAAUGACGACACUCGUUGUACUAGCACACGGAGAGAUACUAAUGGCUCCUCGCUAGACACUGGGUCUGUUUCCCGCGCAUCCAAAGACGCUAUCAGUUUAUGUGCCGAUGACUGGACGAUACCUUUACGAUUAGGUGAAAACGGUCUACACGUAGUGAUACGCCAUGCCAAUAGUCGUUUUAGCGAUCGGUUUAUAGCGCCUUCUUCUAUUUUAUUCUCUCGUCCAGAAUUUGUGCAUAAAACUGUCGCAGAGGAGAUAAGACCCAAAACUCCAACAGCAACAUCGACCGCCUUUCCGUCAUUUUAGACUCGUCGACUUCUUCUGUGACUUUGUCUCCGUCGUUGCCCUAAUCGCAGUGACGCGCGCCUACGCACACUUCUCUCUCUCUCUCUCUCUCUCUCUCUCUCUCUCUCUGUCUCUUCCUUUCUCUCUCUCUCUAUAUAUAUACAUAUAUAUAUACACACACAUAUAGUAUAUUCUAUUAUUUUACUUUGUGAUCUUUCAUUUCAACCUAUCUUAUCAACGGACCCUACUGCAAUAACGUAGAUACGACUAAAAGAGAAUGAAACUAAUUUUUGAAACUUCAAAAGAAGAAAAACAAUUUGAAACGACGUUUACGAUCGCUACGUCGAGAUUAAGAACAAACGAUCAAAGGUGCGUUUAAAUUUUCCUAUCAUACUUGUAAAAAUUCACGAAUAGAGUUGUAAAUAUAUUUACUGUACGAAAUGAUAAACGUACUUUUGACGAGCGAUGUAAUUAACGUUCAAAGAAAUUCGAUAAGAAAAAAAAAAGGAACAUUUAUUCUUUUGCAGUUUCCUCUUUACGCCACUUGUCAUUACGGAGUCGAGCGCGAGUAAACGAUAUUAUAUAUAUAUAUAUAUAUAUAUAUUUAUGAUUGAUUUAGAUAUAUUUUCCCUCGUAAGCUUUUCUGAUUUGAAAAAGUCGUUCGAGAGGGUGAAAUUAUCGGAGACAAAAUGUUCGAUUGGCUUGGAAAACAUAAUAGAACGAAGCUACUUUCUAAGCUGACCGUCGGUAAGCCUACGAAUUCACAGAAGGAGUAGGACUGUUAUUCGCGAGUUGUAUGCCGUUUGGAGAACGUGGAGCUGAGUCUGUGCCGCGAGCUUCUUCAUCGAAAUCAUCUACCGACAUCUUUAUAAACGUGCGCUCUAAUCAGCGCUACGCGACGACGCGACAAAGGAUGAAGAUCUCGUUAGACGAAAACAGCAGGCCUAGAAGUUUGUAGAGAAUAUAUUAUAGUCCAUUGUGAAAGUAGGUAUUACCCUGAUAAAUAGUAUAACGACGCGUAAUUCUCUGUGAUUUUGUAAUUUGCCGUUUCGCACUUUAGGAGAGAAAGAGUGUAAACGAACAAUAUUAGAAUUCACUAUUUCUUAAGGCAAGAGGUAACAUAAAAUUAACAAACAAACAAACAAACAAACAAACAAACAAACAAAAAACAAAAAAAAAAGAACACAAGAGAAUAAUAAUACUCGUGAUACGAGAAAUACUAUCGAUAAGUUUGCGAACGUGUUUUAUCCUUAAGGGCUUAAGUCGCACGUCCACAUCGAAGUGACAUUGUCGGGAAACGUUACUAGAAAAGAAAAAACAGGAUCAAUUGCCGAACGGUAUGUUUCUAACAAUAAGGAGAAAAAAGAAGAAGAACAAUUUCAAAUAAGACGUCCACGCAAAGAUAACGACAUUUCCGGUAAAAAGAGAAGAAAAAAAAAAAAGUUAACAACACCAAACGUCCACAUUGAACCAACAACAAGUUAGUUGCCUUCGAGAGAUGUCUCCUUUGAAUUUAUCGAGACGCCGUUUUUCCUUCGCUUACUUGCGUUUCUCUAUGCUCCGUCUGAGAGUGCCUCACUAACGAUGUUCUUAUUCCUAUUUUUCUUCUAUUCUUAUUUUAGGUACUAAAGAUAAUAUUGAAAAAAAAAAACAAAAAUGAAAAAAAAAAAGAAAAAAAAAACACGACGAUGUCGCGCCUAGUGCGUUUAUACCAAUCAAAGAUCUGAUGACAAAAUAUUGAACGUCAAUUAAUCGAGUCUUUAACGAAACUCUAUCGUCGACACGUAUCUAAAUACCUAUGCGCGAUAUUUAGAACAAGUAAGUUUAGUCAGUCCAAAUACGCGGGAACGUGUGUAAAUAUAUAAGAACUAUAAUUAAUUACGACGAGCAAUUCACACCACCGUGUGCAGAGGGGUUCUACGAAUUUUUUUUUUUUUGUUUCAUUCUUCGAUUUCGCCCGACCUCAUAUCGUCUCUGAUCUUUGUCAUUCGUCAUUAGGCGUACGAACUAACAGGAGUAAUAUUAACGAACACGAGCACACAUAUGCGCACGCACACACACACACACACACACACGAACAUUCUUUAAAUUCUAAAAGAGCACAUCCUUCUUUCUUUCCCUCUCGUUAGUAACGUUGUCAAGGAGACAGCGUAUUAACAGCGUAUCUUCAAACGUAUUUCCAACGACGUGACUUCGGUAUGGACGCGGCAUUAGCUUCGUACUUUGAUAGGACCCCGCGUAAAACGAUAAGAUGAAUGCCAUGCAAUACUCUAAGAACAUAAGGAAUAGGUUGGAACUUAAACAUUCCAAAGAAGCUUAUUAAUUACGGCGGGACUUUUUUCUAAUUUCGAGACCGAUAAGAAGCCUUACGUUCGGAGCUUGCUUAUUUAGCAUGAUUCCUCGGAUCCCCUUUAUCCCUAGCCCUAUCUCCUUACGUCACUUUUCCCCUUCCCACGCUUUCCUAUCUCUUAGGUCGCUUCGACAAUUUAGUGGUAUCGCUAGAUAACGCCGGGUUGUGAAUUCGAAUCGUUUAAAAAGAAAAUGAUUAAAAAAAAAAAAAUUAUUGGAAAAUUCGGGAGACCGUCCUGUAGUGAGGCGUUUAACGCGGAGUAUCGUGUUUAUAUCCGUGGACGCAUUGAAAUGCGAGAUACGAGUUUAAGGAGAAACUUAAAAAAAAAAAAGGAAAAAAAAAGAAAAAAAAAAUUAAAAAAAAGAAAGACAUUAUGGAUGAACUGGUUCUACAAAAGAAGAAGAAGAAAAAAAAGUAAUAAAAUAAUUAAUAAAAAAAAAAGCUAUCAAGUGCCCAAAGACCGUGUUAACUUGUUGAGAGUCCUUUGGGUCACCGCGGCUACAAUAUUGAUGAAUGAAAUAUUAAGUGAUACGCGAGAGAAGUAUCUUUUUACGUGGUGAAUAAACGCGAUGUACUAUAACAAAAAAAAAAAAAAGAAGAAGAAGAAGAACUAUAAAUAAUAUGUAAUAAAUUAUUAUUAUUGUUACAGCUACUAUUGCAAUGAUUACUACAUCACAUACCGCAUAAAUAGGCAAUUACCGAAGUAUUAAGAGAGAAGAAACAUUGUACAUAUAUACAUAUAUGAAUGAUCGUAUACGUACGUACGUACUUACGUGCACACGUAUACGAACACUCAUAUAUACGUAUAUGUAUUAUACAAAAAAUAUAUUAUAAAUAAUACAAAAUAGUAAUCAGACACGCAAACGGACAUAAAAACGCGCACACGCACACACACACACACACACACGCAUUACCAUGUUGCAGAAUAUAUCGAAUGAAGUUUCUUUAGGUAUUAAAAAGAGAAAGAAGAAAAAGCGAGAUCAAACGUUAAGCAUAAAAAUAUUGUACGAUACACAUCCUAAUUUCGCUUCUAAACGGACAGACACAUACACACGCUAUAAUUUUCCUUUCGCAUCUACCCACUCUCACAGAGGAUUCGUUUGUUUCUAUGUCGUAUCUUUCUCCUUCCUUCUCCUUCCCCCUCUACCUCCCUCCCUCCCUUCCUCAUCCCCUUUCUCCCACUCUCUCUUUUACUCUGUACUUCCUUUCCUCCCCUCUACUCUCUUUAAGAUACGACAAAGAAAACGAUCUAUACUAAUCCAAAUAUUUUCCGAUAAUCGUAACGCGUUUCUUCUCGCCAUAAGUUAACAAAAAAAAAAAAAUUAAUAAAAAUAUGCGGCAUUUAGCGCUGCGUUAAAAAAUAUAUAAUUUCAAUACUCAAAGAUAGACGAAGGAGAGACAAUUAUUAGUUAUCUAAAUAUUCGCAAUAAAUCGAUUUUAGCGAUAUAUAACGGAGCCUUGAUUAAAAAAUUGCUUUUUUUGCGAUGGAUCGUCGUUCUCUCUCUUAAGUACGUACGUCGUCGUAGUAGUUCUUAUUGCGCACAUAUACGUACACGUACACGCACAAGCCACGCACACUCACACGCGCACAUAAAAAAUACACCUACCCGACAACACAUCCAAAUAAAAUAGUACUUUAUGCCGCGAUUUGUUCGUUUCCGUCGUUCUUUUAAACUUUACAUCUUCGAGUUCGUUGAUAGAAACAAAAGCACGAGCGUGAGAAGAAAAAAAAAGCGGAUUGAUUUUUUUUUCUAGUUGAUGAUGGCGCGAACAAAAUUUAUGCACUAAUUAAUAUUCAUAUAUGUACAUACUACGUGUAUGUAGGUAUACGUAUAUUAUGGAUUCAAUAGAGUUACACGCAGCGUGCACACCCAUAUAUAUAUAUAUAUAUAUGUAUAUAUGUAUGUAUGUAUAUAUACAUACAUAUAUAUAUACAUAUAUAUAUAAAAAUUAUAUAUUGUAAACAUAUAUACAUACAUCUAACACACACGCGUGCGAGGAAAACAAAUGUACCUAUUUUUCAUGUACAAGAGAGAUAGUUUUUUGUCGCUGUUUUACAUCCUCACGCGUUCAUUCCGAACAUGUAGUUACGAUUGUGAUGUAGAAAAAAAAAAAGAAGAAGAAAAAGAAAAAAAAGAAAAGGGUGCGUUAACGAGCGGAGAAAAAGAUCUUCCGGCAGAAUAAAUCUCGGUUUGCGAUAUCGAUAAUUUUGUAAAUCGGACCGCAUGCAGUUUAGGACUAACCUGCUGCCAAUGUUCUAGACCUAUCAAGUAUGCAUUACCGUGCGUGUAUGCGCGUCUGUAUAUGUAUGAGUGCGUCGAUACAUAAAUAUAUACGUACCUGGAGACGUAUAGAUACGUAUGCCGUGUAUGUGCAUGCGUAUGCAUACGUCUUUACGCGUACGCACAUGUAUAUGUAUGUAUGUAUGUAUAUACGAUGUAUGCAUGUAUGCAUGUAUGUAUGUAUGUAUGUACGUAUGUAUGUACGUAUGUAUGUAUGUAUGUAUGUAUGUAUGUAUGUACAUUAUUGUUGUUACUUCGAGAUGAGAGUGAAAAGAAACGAAAAGAUUAUAUACAAAGUUGUACUCUUACUAUCACUGCUAACUGAUAGGUACUAUUAGCCAUUUUACUAACGUUAAAAAUACUGAUGCUGCUGCGACAAAGAAAAUGAUAUAAUGAUAUUAGUUCUAUACACGUUAUACACACUUAUACGCGCGCGCGUCAUACACAGGGUCCGCCCAAGUUUCGUGGCGUCUUUGCAUCCGCGAAAGAAAAGAGCUAGUACUUGAAAGGGCCGAAGGAUGGUGUCGAGAGAACUGCCUUUGACGAUGCUGAUUUUCAACUGACAACGAAAAAAGAAAGAACUGUGUAAUAAAUAGCGAAACCGAAACGAAGAGAUCCGACUCUGUGUAAAAUCGUGCGACAACGAAAGCCGAAACUAAAUUUGCCCAGACCUACCCCCCCCCUUGUCCGUUGUAAUAAAAAAAAAAAAAGAAAAAAGAAAAAAAACAGACAAACAAGCAAACAAACAAACAAACAAACAAAUCUUUUCUUGCGACCGUUCACUAUCCUUCGAUGUAAAUGAAUCAAACUUUUGGAAAUUGUUCUUCGUAGAUGGAAUAUCACGCACGCACUUACUUACUUAUUUACUUACUUACUUACUUACUUACUUACUUACUUACUUACUUAAUUUUCGUUCUAAAACAUAAUCGAUGAUUCCAAUAAUCGCUUUACGUUUUCGCAUUACCCGCGAUAACUUUGGCGCACCCUGCUAGCGCAACACGACGCAUACACCAAGAGUAUACAAAGAAGAGCAAACAAUAUUAUAGCGUUAAAAUGAUAAUUAUCGUACAGCUAUUAAAGCAAAGUGAUGCGAUCCUUUUACUGCUAAGAUACAAGAGUGAGACGUUAAUUAAAGACAUAAUAUACAAAAAUAGUUUUUGUAUAACGAAAUGAUAGCUCGCAAAAUAGUGAAACCUCGAAUCGAACGUUAAGGAGAGAAAAGGAAGAAAGGAAGAAAACGAAAAUUAAAAAAAAAAAAUAAUAAAUAAAUAAAUAAAAAAGAGAACGUAAUAAAAAGUCCGAUCGGGAAAUCGGAGAUGGUGAAGAACGGUGUGCUUUUGAGGAUAAAAACAAAACCAAAAAAAGAUAUAUAUAUAUAGUUAUAUAAAAAAAAAUUAAUAAAACAAAUAAAUAGUCGUUUGCGAAUUGCGAGACUAUAGAAACACGAAGCAAAACAUCGUUCGAUGUUAUGUAAAAGUUCCAUAGUAUCAAUAGUUACUACUCUACGUGAAAGGUAAAAGAAAAAAAAAAAAGAAAAAAAAAAGAAAAAAGAAAAAAUAAUGUGCAAAUGCAAAUCGUGUACAUAUCACACACCUUCUGUUUAGGAAAUGAGAAACAUAUUUCGCGAGACUUCAUUGAUACUUACUUUUGCAAAGGAUUUGCCAUACUAGAUUUUCAUCUGCGUUCCUUUAGAAACGAAAAUGAGUAAACAAAAAAUAAAAAAAGGAAAAAGAAAAAAAAAAGACAAGAAAAGGAAAAAAAAGAAGAGAAAAAAAAAGCAUUUUAUAUAUCGCAUUUUCGUGCAUAGUUUUAAUAAAAUUCUGUUUCCUGCUAUACAGCAAUUAAAAGACCGACCGAAUAUAUAUAUAUAUAUAAUCAGUAAGGUAGACGUUUCAAACGAUCAUCCUUCUCAUUCCUCUCUCUCUCUCUCUCUAUCUAUCUAUCUGUCUAUCUAUCUAUUUAUCUAUCUCUCUCUCUCUCGUGCUUUCCACAUAUCUAUUCCGAUCGCAUAGAACUUCCGAUAGAAAACUAACGAAUUAGUUUUGCGCUUCGUUCUAUCUAUUACGCGUCAGAUCAGUUUUAAUAUUUUUGUUGCGAAGAAGAAAUAUUUUUUCUAGUACACGAUGAAGGUGUGACAAGCGACGAAAUGGAAUAGUUUUCAUUUGGAACGCAAAUAGAUCCAAUGGUCGGCACGAUUAACGUCACUUUUUGAUUUCGAAGAAAUCCAAGAAAAAGUUUAAGAAAACGGGCCUUAGACGAAAAUAUACGUAGGUACUUAUAUAUGUUCGAUUAUAAAGAAUAAUUUCUGUUCUCGGUUAGAAGGAUCGCAAACGAGGUAAAACGAACGAAAGAAAAAAAAGUUUCGUCGGCGAGUGUGAACAAUUUCAAAGUGUAGAAAACGCUAAGCUUCGUUAGAUACGAUACGCUGCAAAAUAUUUAUCGAAUAUUUUUUACACGGUGUUUCCUUAUCGAAAAAAUCGAACAAAUUGAAAAAAGAUAAGGGGAGAGAAACUCGAAAGGAAGAAAAUCACGCGUCGAUGAAUUCUCUCUCGCAAAUGAUUACGUAUCCAAAAAAUCGUAUGUGAUUAUGGACACAACGAAAGUAAUAAUACGAUGAAAGAAAACCAAAACAAAAAAGAAGGUAAAAAGAACCAUAGCAAAAAUUAGUCGUCGAAUAAUUUGUUUACGCUUAUUAUCAUCGUAAUCCCUUUAAACUACAAUUAUAAUAAUUACGAUAAGCGCCAAAAAAAAGCAUAAGAAAAGAAAAGCAAAAACGAAGUCAAAACUUUUUUGCAAAAGAAUAUCUUUAAGUUGAAUCGUUAAUGUUGUUCAUAGCGCUGACUAAUCAAUUCUGACAUCAUGAUCGCGGAAAAACUCGUUGAAUAAAAAAGAAUGCGCGUGCGAAUAAUAAUUACUUUGGAUCUUAUGCGUCGAGAUUAAAGAAAGAAAGAUUAAAGAAAAAAAAAAAGUUAUAGUAAGAAGAAUGUAAAAUCGUAUGGCGCCGUGUAAAAAUUAUUUCUCUGGCGUUUUGCGAAGGACUGUCGUAGCAUGCUUUGUAAAAAGAGGAAAGACCAUAACAAAAAAAAAAGAGAACAAAAAGAAAUUAAGAAAAAAAUGGACACGAAGAGAGAAACAAGCAGAAGGAAAAAAAGAAAAAAAAAACAAGAUACAAAAACCAAGAAUAAGAAACAAAAUAAUAUACCCUAGCGUCAAUUUUCUACGAAGGAAUUUUCUACAAAAUUCAAGCCGUAAGUGCGCACGUUAUAAAAAUAUAGCGCUUAUAGCGUAAACGUGUAUGUAUGUACGCUACGCAGCACCGAUAACUCUUAACAAAUAAGGUGAUCUAUCAACACUUUUCUAUUAGACAAUCCAUUAAUUUUCUGCGGACAGCUGAGGGCCGUUCUUUUCUAACAUAAAAAAAAAAAGGAAAAACACGAGCGAACGACAAAAAAUAAACAAAAAAAAUAAUAACAACAAGAAACCAUACGAGAGGCCAAGAAAAAGCAUGAUAGCUGCUAUUACUUAUGGUAGGUGCUUGUUCGAUUGACACACACACACACACACACAUUAAUAUUAUUAUAAAUUGUAAAAUUAUUAGGAAAAAGAGAAAAAGGCGAAUCGACUAAAUAUAAUUUAGAAUUAUCUUUUUUCUUCGAAGUUUAUUCUCGACGAUGACACACGUACAGACACCCGUUCAUUCAUUCGAAUCUUUUUAUUAGUUUGCUACGAAGAAUCCUGUAAACAGCGCAUCGAUAUUAGAGAUUUGUGAUUUAGAGAAUUAGACUAAACCGUUCCUCGCGUAUUACUUUAAAGUUUAAGGGCUAUUAGAAUUAGGGAAAGUAGAAGAAGAAGUAGAAGAAGAGGAAUAAGAAUAAGAAUAUGAAUAAGAAGAAAUGAAAUAUGGAGUCGUGCUGACAAUGUCUCCUUUGAAAUAAUAUACUAUAGUUAAAUAUUUCCUUCGCGAUGUUUGUUAUAUUAUUUCUUUUCUAACACUCGUCGAUAAAUCGUCGUAGAGAUCGUUAUUAGAUAAAAACUUACUUAGUACGUAGUCAUUCGAAUUUUUCUAUUGCCUUGGUUAGCAUACUUUUACAAUUAUAACUUUGAAAACGAAUUUUUGGUAUAGAUAUGCGGCCCUGGUUAAUCAAAAAAGCAUUAUUCAAUUCAUCGACGAACUCGUAAGGAUUUACACGAUUAAACGUAAAUAAAUAUGCAUACACAAAACAAAGGCAUACCUUGAACAAGGCGAUAUUAAUGUUCGACCAAAAUGGACUCGUGAAAAAAAAAUAUUAUUUUUCUAUCGUUGUAUUUCUCCCUUCGAGCUGAGUAACUUUUUACUCUAAAACAGCCUUUCCUUGUCCAUUUUCAAGGACAACCAGAGAUCACGUCAACCAAUAUCAGGUCGAUCGUGUCAUCCUCUAUACGUCGAGUACGCUCAAGUUACUCAAGUACUCCAAAGUGCGAAUUAUGCUGCGCGUUACACUUGUUUGUUAUAUACAUAUAUAUAUAUAUAUGUAUAUACACAUAUGUACUAUAUGUACUAUACUAUAUUAUAUUAUACUAUACUAUACUACUAAAAGAAAAUUUAGCGAUCGUACGUGCUGCGCUGGAAGAGACAUUUAAACUUUCGAAAGUUUUCUGUUAUUUCCAGCUAUCGUAGACUGUGAUUCGAUACACUUUAAUUUUUAACUAAAAACGUAUACACAUAUAAAUUAAAAUACAAGAUAUAAUAUAUAUGCACAGUAGAGGCGAAUAUAUACACGAGGAAAGAGAGGAGGAAAAUUAACGCGUAGUAAACAUUAACGUGAGCAUAUAGAGACUUUUCCCAACGUGUAAUCGAGAACCUUGUUUAUUCCUUUUUUUUCAGUUACUGUAGCAAUAUAAUCGCGGACUAGAAGAAGACAUGCGAGCGUUUGUCAAUAUACUUUUGUAAACUAUGUAUAAAUUCACGCACGUUUAGAUAUCGGCACUUACUAAAUAUACUUGCCAUAACCGAAUGCCUUAGCGAGAAAUGUUACUAAAAUACGUAAGAAAUGAAAGAUACCUAUACAUAUAUAUAAAAAUAUAUAUAUAUGUAUAUAUAUAUAUAUAAGUAUGUACUGCAUUAUAAAAAAGAAAAAGAAAACAAAAAAUAAAAAUAAAUGAAAAGAAGAGAAAAAAAGCAGAACACACGAAGUGUAGAAGACAAAGAAACAAACGGAGCCGGUUCGACAUACCGACGCGGUACAUACCUACGUGUAAAAAAGAAAUUAACUCAUCGAUUGUAUCGUAUAAAAUAUAUUGGGAUUUCUUUUCUCGUGAUACGUAUUACGCGUGUAUAAAUUGAACGGAUUAUUAAAGCACUGUGUAAGCGUAUCUUUUUUCGAAGAGAGAAAGAGAGACAGAGACAAAAAUAGAGAUAGAAAUAGAGAUAGGGUUAUAGAUAGAAUUAGAACUAGAAAUAGAAGUAGAUAGGUAGGUAGGUAGGUAGGUAGGUAGGUAGGUAGGUAGAUAGAUAGAUAGAUAGAUAGAUA
Vespula vulgaris is the source of this 16490-nucleotide messenger RNA. RefSeq names its product potassium/sodium hyperpolarization-activated cyclic nucleotide-gated channel 3 (gene Ih). Gene Ontology annotation, cellular component: membrane. Gene Ontology annotation, molecular function: voltage-gated potassium channel activity. Gene Ontology annotation, biological process: transmembrane transport; potassium ion transport. The transcript is spliced from 15 exons. Bases 3333 to 6068 code for a protein of 911 amino acids. The record is from RefSeq and is a predicted model, not a curated record. NCBI's taxonomy places the organism in Eukaryota, Metazoa, Arthropoda, Insecta, Hymenoptera, Vespidae.